AUGUUGCAGUCAAAGCCGAAACUACCAACGUUUGAGGAAAUCCGACGUGCCGUGCCACCAAUAUGUUUCGAAAAAUCACUAACAAAAUCGUUGGCAUUUCUGGUUUUGGACUGUCUGAUACUCUUUGGAUUGUACAAAGUUGUUGCUGUGUUUGAAUCAUCCGGCAUCUUUGGACUGUUUGUUUGGUACUGCUUGGUGGGGAUGUUUGGGUCGUCACUGUUUGUGAUUGGCCACGACUGCGGCCAUGGUACAUUCUCUGAGUACGUUUGGGUCAACGACUUUUUCGGUCAUAUCGCGCAUGCUCCACUUCUGGCACCGUACUGGCCCUGGCAGAAAUCUCACAGACAGCAUCACCAGUACACCUCACAUAUUGACAAGGAUAUGGUAUGUUCCUAG
Molecule: messenger RNA, 396 nt
Organism: Gongylonema pulchrum
Lineage: Eukaryota; Metazoa; Nematoda; Chromadorea; Rhabditida; Gongylonematidae
Source: the annotation of a GenBank genome assembly